AUGACCACUCAACUAUCCAGCAUUGACAGACAAUAUCAAAAGGCCCUUCGAAGCUUCUUGCUCAAGAAAUAUACCACAGCUGCCACUGCCACUCUCAAGGCAAUAGCCGAUUUGGCCAAACUUCCACAAGACAAUCUCAACGUUGGACAUUUGGAGCAACUACGGUUUUCGAUCUGGACAUUGUAUCUCAAUGUGACAACGACCUUGCUGACACACAACAAGCCUUCGCAACAGCUGGCCAAUUUGGUGGGAUUGCCAGCAUCGGCAGCCAAGAAUCCUGAUCACUUUGUUCUUGCUAUUUGGGAAAUGCUAUCCGAGGGAUACGGUGGUCCUGGCAACGUCGACCCACGACUUGUUUGUGCAUGUUUGAUCAUGACACUAAAGUUGCAGGUGAUCAAAACGGGUCGUCAAGUAGCCGAGGAGUGGUAUGCAAGUCUUCCAGAUGCAACUAUAGACUACUUUUCUUCUAUGGCCGAACAAGUCAACCGAGAACAAGCUGAUGUCUACUAUGACGGGUGUGUCAAUGCCAUCAACCAUUAUGCUACCCAAAUCCUUCCAGCCAUGAACGAUUACGAAUCCGCCAUAUCCUUUAUUCAGUACAAUGCAUUACUUAAUGAGGAAAAGAAAAAGUCAAUGCAAGCAGCGGUUGAGAAACACAGAGAUGGUGUCAUGCGUGAACGACAAAAGAAGUUGGAACAGCAACGUAAGGCGGAGCAUAUGGCACGAGUGGCAAAGGAAAAGGAACUUGCACGAUUGCAAGCUGAAAAGGAAGCUGAACAAGCAAGAAAGGAAGCAGAAGCAAGCAAAAAGAAGACAUCUCAACAACCAUUAUCACGUGAACGUAUUGUCAAUGGAUUACCAUCACCCGCUCUUUCGGUCAGAUCCUCUUCAUCAUCAUCGGAUGACGAUGAGAGAGUAUCAUCAAGCACAACACUCGCUACAGAAAGACGUCGCUCACUUGGCAUGGCAGCAACUGCAUCCCGAGGUAGUCCAGCAGCUAUCAAACAAUGGGCGCUUGAAACAUUCAACAACAACUCGCAUGCUGCCCUUGCCAUCCUCUUCCUUGUCUUUACUUUGCUUGGUAUUUUGCGUGGUUCUCGAGGUCAAUGGCCACAACCAAUCAAGGCAGCAUUCUCUAAGCUUUGGCAAACGAUUCAAAUGGGUACCAAGGUCACUUAUCUGUAA
Molecule: messenger RNA, 1185 nt
Organism: Lichtheimia ornata
Lineage: Eukaryota; Fungi; Mucoromycota; Mucoromycetes; Mucorales; Lichtheimiaceae
Exons: 3
Coding region: 1-1185 (394 amino acids)
Source: RefSeq, a predicted model, not a curated record